GAGUCCUGAAGCUCACCUUGGACGGCAACUGAGUACUUGUCAUAGGUUGAUCGAUAGAUGCAGUGGAGCGUAAACCAUCCUACAUAUAAUCCGCUGUGUGGCUCACAGUGCAUCAGUCGAGUUCUACUCAUAGAAUAGCCAAACGAUCGAAGAGCAAUCCUUGCUCGGAUACAUAUUUUUUUCAACAACACAACAAGAAAAACGCUGAAAGAGAAACACGCCAACAAAAAUGGCCCAACAAUUCCUGACAUCUCUGCUGCCAGAAAAUUUUUUGGUCGUGUACAUUGUUACUUUUGUGACUGCUGUGUGCGUCGGAAUGUUUUUUCUGUCAUCGCCGAGAGGUAACCGAAAAAUUCUUCCUCCAGGACCGUGGAGUCUUCCAGUGGUUGGCAACAUCUUCCUAUUUGGUGCAUCACCCCACAAGAACGUCACCAAUCUUUCCAAGCACUAUGGCAAGGUUUUUUCCAUGAAGCUUGGCAGUCGUGACGUGGUAAUUCUGAACUCUGUAGAUGUUGUGAAAGAGGCUCUUGUUAAGCGUGCGUCCGACUUCUCGGGAAGGCCUCCGCUCCACACUUUCCUCGUCUCCAGCAAUGGAGGCCGAAAUGUGGCGUUUACAGACUUUGGAUCGAAAUACACCAAUAACAGAAGGGCCAUGGACCAAGCCUUGCAAGCGCUGACGAGUGACAGCGAAGCAUUUUCAGAAAUAGCCCAGCUCGAAGGAGAAUCACUCGUGCAGAGCCUGCUCAGCUCCCAAAAAGAAAAGUUCAAUCCAGCAAGACAUCUUCUUUCGGUUUCUGCAAGUAUAAUGCUAAGGAUGUUUUUUGGAGCGCAACUUCGCAAGAAGCAUCUCAGAGAAGCCUGUGAACUGAUGUCCCGAUCAACUGAUUUCAUUGAAGGCAGUGCUGUCGGAAAUACAGUUGAUUUUAUGCCGUGGGUCAAAACAGUUUUUCACAAGCAAGUGCUAAAAGUGGAUGAGACCGUGAGAAGUCUUGUCAAGUUUGUCAAGACGAUGUACACCGCGCGCCUCCAAGAAGAAAUGACCAAUAUGGGCGAAAAAAGCGACAACGACACAAUUGUGUCUGAUUAUCUAACCAAAUUGGUUCAUGACAGGAAAAACAAGUUAGAUGAACUUCCUGAGCACGACAUGGAACAAGCGCUCAUUGGAGAAUUUGACGAUGACAAUAUUGUGCACCUGAUGGCUGAUUCAUUCGGAGGGGGCUAUGAGAAGCUGAGUACCGCCCUGAGAUGGUGCAUUGCCUACCUCGUGGCCUACCCCGAUGCUCAGGAACAGUUAUGCAGAGAGAUCAAGCACGUGAAAGGAUCAGAAAGAAUUUCCCUCAACGACAAGAAACGAUUGCCACUUCUUGAGGCUACCGUGAUGGAGGUCCUUCGUCGAAGCUGCUUUUUGCCAUUUGCCUUGCCCCAUUGUACCAUCCGAGACACGCGCGUGGGCGGAUACAAGAUCCCUAAAGAUACAGUAGUUUUUGUAAACCUCUGGGCGUGCUGCCACGAUCCCGAAUACUUUGAGGAGCCUUUCAAGUUUAAUCCCAUUCGCUUCAUGGACAAGAAACAGCAAAAAAUCAAGCCACAUUCGUGUAUGGUUGCAUUCUCUGAAGGAGAUAGGAAAUGUCCGGGAGAAGGUUUUGCCAAGUCAGCACUGUUUAUUCUGAUCGGUACUCUUGUUCAAAAGCUCAAGUUGCGCAAUGGCACUGAAGAACCCAUGGAAGAAAAAUUUGGCUUGACAUUGCGCCCAAAGAACAAUACAAUUUACGUCGAAACCAGGUCGUAGACAAUGAGGACAUUGCAAAUGAAUUCCACAAUAGACAUUGUCUUGAAUGCAAGAAAAUAAUUUGGUCCUAUGUAACGGGCCUCAAAAGUGCAGAAACACAGCUUUUAAGAAGGCUUAUAAGAGAAUUUCAAGAAUCUAAUGCAAGAACUAAUGUUCUGAAGUUUGAGAAAUACGGCUUUGACUUUAAUUGGCGAUCCAUAAAGCCUAAAAGUCUUCCAUUAUCAAUGAACAUUGCUCUAACAACAAGGAGAACACUGAACGAUCAAAAGACAAACGAAACACUACCAACAUUGAUGAACGUCUAUCAGCAAGAGUUUUUUACUGAUUUUGAACCCAAAUAUUUUAUGGAAAUUUUAUCUGAACUGAACAAAACUAACUUGGACUUAAUUCUAUUCUAUCUAACUUAACAAAGUAAACAACGAAAACCAAAUUUAUGAUUUGAAAACUGAAUGAAAAAUCGUAUCCAACUUUAAAAAACAUUCUAUACCGUUUGAUUUUGUAACCGAAAACGUGGAGAUUUUAUAUUUUAUUUAUAGCAAUCUUCGUUAAAUGUAAGUUGACGUAAUUUCUAAGGAUGUUUUUAGACGGGCCUGUGUGGAUCGCGUGCGCUAAUUAUGAAUAUAUGAUUGGAUAGAAAACGUCAAGUCAAGUAUUGCUAUCCAAUAUAGAAGACGAAUAUAAGUUKUUUACCGAGGUAUAUUUGAUUAAGCGACGAACCGUACCUCCCAUGAAAGUGARCCAAUGCCUUAUAAAGUUUGAUAAUUGAUAACUUUAAACAUUAGUAAGCAAAUGGGUGUGGACGGAGAUAAAUGGAAAUUGCUGGCAUGAUCCGUUACAGUAUUGUGACUAAAUUCAGUUGGCGAAAAAAAUAAAGAAAUUGAAACCUA
Molecule: messenger RNA, 2676 nt
Organism: Actinia tenebrosa (Australian red waratah sea anemone)
Lineage: Eukaryota; Metazoa; Cnidaria; Anthozoa; Actiniaria; Actiniidae
Product: cytochrome P450 1A1-like
Biological process (GO): hormone biosynthetic process; progesterone metabolic process
Molecular function (GO): iron ion binding; heme binding; steroid 17-alpha-monooxygenase activity
Source: RefSeq, a predicted model, not a curated record